Molecule: messenger RNA, 877 nt
Organism: Rhagoletis zephyria (snowberry fruit fly)
Lineage: Eukaryota; Metazoa; Arthropoda; Insecta; Diptera; Tephritidae
Gene: plu
Product: plutonium
Molecular function (GO): protein binding
Source: RefSeq, a predicted model, not a curated record
GCACGCCUUUGGAAGAACGGUAUUUUAGUUUAGUUUUAGUCUUCACCUCAAAAUGAGCGUCAGCCAGUGUAUUAGGGAAAGCAACGCGAAUUCGUUGUACGCUUUGCUAGCACAGCGUAAAAGUAAUCGCGAAGAGUUAGAGCUGGAGGAAACUGAUGACUAUGGUAAUACGCCACUUCUAAAAGCCUGCUUUAUGGGCAAACCCGAGCACGCAGAGGUGCUGAUACGCUAUGGAGCAAACCUGAAAGCUAUUAACUAUUUAGGUCAGAAUGCUUUGACGAUGGCAACUUAUGCGGGCAGUUUAGAGGUUGUGCGUCUUCUGUUGAGAUUUCGCUCCUAUUCAGAUUUUAAUAAGUCCUCCAUACUUCCGGCUUUAUGCGUGGCAUGUCUGCGUCAAAACAAAACGCUUAUAGACUUUUACAAACGUUUUACGACCACUGAAGAGGAGGUAAAAACGGCACACGGCCUUUCACCAGCCCAAAUAAGCGAAUGGGUAGAAAUCUAUAAUAAAUCGGGAACUGAGACAAGGCGUCCAACUCCAGCGAAUGGAGCUGCUUACAGAAUGCGAUAAUGGGCUGCACCAAAAUAACGCCAAUACGGAAUCUACAAUCUUUUUCAUAGUUUUUAAUGUUGAUGUUUUAAAUUUGAACCUUGUGUGAAAUUAAAUGUUCGUUUUAUGUUUUGUUCUAAAAUUUGUUGUAAAACUUAAGGUUUUUGUUUUUUUGUAAUCUACUGGAUCAAAAAUUGUAUCGGGUUGCAUAGCAAUCAAUUAGGAUAAAGUAAAAUUUGUAUUUCAGAAUGAUAUCAUAUAUGUAUGUGCAUAUAUUAAUCUUUGACUUUUAAAAAUAUAAUACAGCAGUUUAAUAUUUCUAGUUUA